This is a messenger RNA of Penicillium concentricum, 924 nucleotides long. RefSeq names its product protein kinase. The transcript has 4 exons. Gene Ontology annotation, molecular function: ATP binding; protein kinase activity. The record is from RefSeq and is a predicted model, not a curated record. The coding region runs from base 1 to 924 and encodes 307 amino acids. Gene Ontology annotation, biological process: protein phosphorylation. Lineage: Eukaryota; Fungi; Ascomycota; Eurotiomycetes; Eurotiales; Aspergillaceae.
AUGUUUGAGAUCAAUCUGCUCAUGCAUAGGAUUAUAGCGCCCGGCGACAUGUUGCACUCAAAAUCUUCACUAAUUCUACGUCCAUGGGACAGCAAUUUGGUGACGAGCUUAACAUAUAUAGACGCAUGGAGAAAAGUUCGAAACGCCACCAAGGGCGCAAUUGUGUCAGAACGCUGCUGGACAGUUUUGAAAUUGAUAGAGCUUCUGGCAAGCACCUAUGUCUUAUGCAUCCUUCUUUAUGGAUAUCAGUGCUGUAAUAUCACGAUCGGUAUCGAGGAUGAUUCGGUCUUCACUGAAUUUGAAGAGACAGAAAUGCAAAAUCCCCGUCCCAGAAAGGUCGUGGGUCCAGAUGGAAGAACAAUAUACCUAUCUCAGGACCUCAGAAUGCCGAAGAGAAUAGGCCAUCCGGUUCUAUGCGAUUUCGGAUCUGCCGUGCCCGGUGAUAUAGAGCACUCGGAGGACAUCCAACCUAAUCUUUACCGCGCUCCUGAGGUAAUUCUUGCGGCCCCGUGGACAUACAGUGUUGAUAUAUGGAACGUGGAAUGCAUGAUCUGGGACAUUUUUGAGGGAGGCCAUUUGUUUACGGGCCACGACCCAGAAUUUGAAACGUAUCGAAGUCGAGCCCAUCUUGCCAAUAUGAUAAAUCUUUUCUUGGUCCUCCGCCUACCAGCCUUCUUAAACAAGGGACAGCCAGCAGCAGAUUCUUUACUGAGGAAUGUCGCCAGUUAUGAGUAUACAGAUGAGUUCCGCGCUAAAGAUUUACUGAGAAAUCACGUUCCCCUUGAGGAGAGAGAAACUACUCUCGAUGGCCAAGACAAAGUGGAGUUUGUGCGGUUGAUGCGGAAGAUGCUGCAGUGGGAGCCGGCAAAGCGCAGCUCUGCUAAUGAGCUAGCUGAAGACGAAUGGCUUCGGAGACACCUAUAG